Molecule: messenger RNA, 4710 nt
Organism: Aricia agestis (brown argus)
Lineage: Eukaryota; Metazoa; Arthropoda; Insecta; Lepidoptera; Lycaenidae
Product: myb-like protein X
Exons: 18
Coding region: 204-4631 (1475 amino acids)
Source: RefSeq, a predicted model, not a curated record
ACUUUUACCGGUGGUUUGCUGAUGUUUGGCGUUUGCUGUCGUCAUUUACGUUUUUCCAACGCUUUUCCAAACACUAAGUUUUUUCUUGUUUUAUAUUAUCUCUAAAAUGUGAUUUCUCUACACUAUCUAUUAAUUGUUAUUGUGUCUCGUUACACGUGCGGCGGAAAAUAUUUCAACUACAAGGUAUAUAAAAAUCUUCAAAUAUGACGGGAAAAGCAUAUACAAUGCAGGAAAUGAAGCAGAUAGUCGACUACAUAUUGGAACAUCGAGCCUACAAUGAAGUAAAAGGAAGGAAAAUGUGGAUGGACUUUGCAAACUCAAAAAUGACUAACAGAUCAUGGCAAAGUAUGAAGGAAACAUUCUUGAAGCGUAUUCUCCCGGAUAUACAUAAUCCUUACUACAAGUUAACUAUGGUUCAAAUCGCCAGUUUUAGAGAAGGACAAGAUGUAGAGAAGAGACUGAAAAAUAAACUAGAAGUUCGGGAAGCAGAUACUGAAAACAUUUCUAAUGGGAAUACUAAUAAUGACGGACAUAGCAGUUCAGAUAAGAAUACAGAAGGCAAAGACAAAGGUGAGGGCCAUACAAAUUCCAAAGCUGAUAGAGAUUCCACAGAGACAAUAGUUCUUACCAACUGCUAUGAAACAGCAGAAGACAUAAAAAGAGACUUGAUGACUCCGGAUGAAGAAUUAAAUGACAGUACUAAAAAAUUACGAGAUUUAAUAGAAUUUGAGCCCAUGACACCAGAUGUCCAGAGACUUAUAGAUGACUUUGUAUCAGAAGAUGAGGGCUCAGAUGGAGAACCAAGGAUGCAAAUUGAUCUGGAAGACAGAGGCAAAGUUGGGGAUGCAGAAGAGCCAAUAGCGCUCUCCGACACGGACGAAACAAACAUUGAUCAAUCAAAUAAUGAUAACAAUAAUUCAGAAAAAGAACCAGCAAAUAAGCCAGAUAAUAAUUCUGAAAAUAAAGAUAACGCACAAGUUGAAAAAGUUGAUAGUAGUAGUAAAGAACCAGAAAAAGAUAUACCAAAUGUUACUACAACUGAACCUGUUAAGGAAAAAAGUAAAAGCAUUUUAAAUACGUCUGAUUCUAUUACAUCAACACAUUCAACAAUGCCAGAUUCAAUACUACCCAAUAAUCAAGAAGAACUUAAUAAUACAGAGAAAACAAACAAAAAACAACUGUCACUUAACAAGAAUGAUAAGAAUUUAAAAUUGUCAAUAUCAAAUGAAAAUCAAGAUAAAAAAUCUCCAGCGAAACGUAAGAAUGAUCGUAUAAAUUCAAUUUCAAGCACUAACAGCGAGAAAAGAGAACACAAAAAUGCAUCGAAAAAAUCCAAAAUGGCAGAUGAGGAGGUAAACAUGGUUGUAGAAGCACCAGCAGUACCAGAGGUGUCCAAAGAAGAUAAUAUUGCAGAAGAUGAGUCAGCUCAAUCCCAAAAUCCCUGUCUGCAAAGUGUUAACUUGUAUAAUGAAACAAUAGAUGAUGCUAAACACAGUGAAUCAGAUGAUACUAUAAAGUUGGUAAAUGAGAAACCCAGCACAAGCAAACAAGCCGACACCACAAAGCCACCACCCAAAAAUGAUGUUGUUGUUUUAAAAUCUCAUUCGUCUAGCUCGAGUCUUUCUGAUCGGGAACGGAGGAGGUUCCUAAUAGAUUCUAAACGGUACAAAGAUCAUACUUUAGCAAAUGUUUUUGGAUUUAAAUCUGGUGCCAUUCGUCGACGUAGCAGUCAUAGAAAACGGUCAAUCUCCCAGAGAACAUAUGACAUAAGUUCGGGAUCCAGCGAUUGGACAUCGGAGUCGGAGUACGUGACGCCGCCCAGGGGCCGCCGGAAUAAACACGCCAAGAAGUAUCUGAAACCGAAAUCGAGCCGCGUGAGGUCGCUAGAGAAGAAUGGUGGUCUGUUCGUCGUGUAUAACAACAGGAUCUACCCGCUGGUCAAGGAUGGGAAAGUUGUCAAAAACUACCUCAACUAUGCGUCCGAUGACGAAUCUGAUGGUGACAGGAAAGCGUGGAAAAGAAAGUAUUUGGAGGAAAAGAAGAGAGCUGAGGAACUAGAAAGGUUACUAUGUCGCGUGCAGGAGAAGAUUAGAAAAGAAGAAAGAGCAUCAGAAAUGGUUGCAUGCUCUUCGACAUGUAACACAUUAUCGAAAACAAAGGAAAAUAAAGCACAGCAUCCUCCACAAGAUUCAAAUAGUAAAGAGGAGGUCAAACAAGAAGCAGAAAACAAAAGUGUAAAAAUUAAGUUCACCAAAAACAAUGAGGAAGUGCAACUGGAAGGUCCCCUAUCUCACAUUACCCCGGCGUUGGCGCAAGUUAUGCAGUUGCUGCAGAAAUCCGAGCCAGAUCGGCCCAGUCCCAGAUCCAAUGUGUCGGCACCCAGAAGAGAAAUCACUCCGUCACCGGUUGCGAUCAGUGUUGAGGAUGUACAUGAAAAAGUUAACAAAAUUGAGAAUGAAAUUUUCAAGGAAAUAGAGGAGCAUGAUAAAAAUGAAAGUCUGGUCAACACAGAAGACAAAUCGUCCGACAGUAAUGUUACAAAAAGAAGCGCUUUAAGAAGAAGAGCACAAUCCUCAACAAGUGUCAGUCCAAGAGACGUUACAAAAAAGCCAAAAGUGGAUAAAGAAGAAAAAGCACAGAAGAAACAGGAGACACCACAGACUGACACAGAGACUGUUAGAAAGACAAGGAGUUCUAGAACACCGAGAAAAAUUGCUAAUGAGAUUUCGAAAACAGAGAGUAAUAUUAGCAAAAAGUCAAUCAAAGCUAAAACCACUGAAGUGCCGGAAGAUACUGCAAUAGGAACUCAAGAAACUAACGACGAUUCAGACAUAAAAUAUAAGUUCCCUUCGCCCGCGCCGACUGAGAAAAAUACCCAAGUCAGAAACACUAGGAAAUCUCAAAAAAAAUCUAAUAGGUACUCAAAAACAAUGGGAAGUAAUAUAUCAUGCUCGUCUGAAAGCCUGCAAAGUUACCAGGAGUCAGAGGCGAGUCCACCGAAAGUUAUUGUGAGGAUAAAACCGGGCUGUCCAACCUCAACACAAAAUCAGACUGAUAAAUUCCCACCGAUAAAUUAUAUGACUGAUGAAACGGAAUCCAGCAAUAGUUUUCCAGAUGUGAAACAGACACUCACCUUUCAUAACUCUACAUUGUCUGAAGCGUAUAAAUCUGAUUCCUACCAGCUCCUUAUGCCUAUAAAUACUUCGAAGACUAACAAACGAUUGGAAGUUUCUAAGCAAGAUAUGAGCUUCGCUGGCAAAAUGAACGGAACGUCUCGUAAUCUCGAAAAUGAUGAUGGUCAGAGUUCGAGUAACAUAUCUCCACCCACAUCACCGGUGCUGUCUAUAGUAGAGAACUUAUCGAUAAGUAGAUCUCUGUUGACCAGUGCGGAUGACUUGCAGACCGAUGAGAUGGACCAACUGGAAUCUGAUCAUAUAACACUAAACAAACUGAUGAAAUCGGACGAAAAUUCGCCCAAACCGCUCAUGGAGCAGGACUGCAGGUUCGAUUCUGACCACAACGACGGAGUAAACUACCAUUAUAAUAUACAAGUGGAAAAUAGCACUCUCACGCCUACAUCUCAGUCGCUAGUGAAAAAACUGAACACGAUCAGCCUGAGAGAUUUUAAUGUUACCGACACGGUCUAUGUGCGACUAGAGAAGUUGAAACUCGACAGCACAAAGAAAGGUGAUAAAAAAACUACCAAAGAAAAGGAAAACAAAGCAAAAGCGGAAGAAACGAAGAACGAAAAAGCUAAAACAAAGAAACGUAGCUCCACGCCCCGAAGAAAGGAUAGUACGCGUAAAACUAAACAAAGCAAAGAACCGACUAUUGAAGAAGAACAUGUAGAAAGAAAUUCGUGCGUAUCACGAAAUUCCUGUCCGGCUAUGUUGCAAAGUACCGAUUGUACCGAAGAUACAAAUACAACAAUACCGACAAAACCGAGAACAUCUAAAGAGUUAAAGAAAUUAAAUAUCAUCAAAGUUAAAAUAACCAAACCGAAGAAUAAAAUAAAAGAUAAAAAAGACAAAGGUAGUACCAGUAAAAUAGAAAUGAACAGUACGCAGACUAGUUCACAAACGGAUAACAGUAUUGAUCUGAUACAUAAUCACUCUGAAACAUGUCUUCAAGCGCACGAAUGCAUAGAUAAUAGUGUAGAAAUAGUAGAAAAAUCUUCUUCCAUUAUAUCUGUAAACUCUGAAAGGUCCAAUAGUGCAUCCAUUUUCAAUAUAGACGAGUUUUUACUUGAAGAAUUGUACAAUACCAAUGCGAGAGACGGAAUAGAAGAAACUCCAGAAACACAAAUGAACGCGGAAUGUCCAGACUUAUUCUAUACGCCACUUGGUCCACUUUCUUCAGCAAAUAGUCUCAUGACUGAGGACCUCUCCAUCGAUAUACCUGAGAAUACCCCAACUCCAGGCAAAUGGUUCCUGCUUUCAGAAGACGAAACUUCGACUAAUUUCGAUUUAAAUCAGAAUUUAGUAACAAAAGACGUUGGUUACGGCGCGAAUUUAAACGAUCUUUUCCCUGUUACCUGCGCCGUGCCAGAUUUAUCUACUAUAACGGAAAUGUCAAAAGAAAAUGACGCUGAUACCAGGAGCAAUCUAAACGUAUCUUUGCCUAUUUCUUAAUGUUAAAUGAGAAUUAAAUGUGAUAUGGUUAGAGUUUAUUCAAAUUUAAAAAGUUUAUGAUUAUUAUAAAAAUACAGUG